Messenger RNA from Sclerotinia borealis F-4128, 1179 nucleotides. NCBI's taxonomy places the organism in Eukaryota, Fungi, Ascomycota, Leotiomycetes, Helotiales, Sclerotiniaceae. The record is from the annotation of a GenBank genome assembly.
AUGGGCCCAACUACCCAUCAACGUCGUCGGUCUAGCACUGCAAUGCCUGUCACUACAAAUCUCCUACCAGGCUUUGCUUUUGCUUUCGAUAUUGAUGGUGUCCUACUUCGAUCAUCCUCACCAAUCUCUGGAGCAUCCGAAGCUUUAAAUCUACUUCACUCAAACAAUAUCCCCUUCAUCCUAUUAACCAAUGGAGGGGGCAAACAUGAGAGUGCUCGUGUGGCAGAAUUGAGCAAAAAACUCAAUGUUCCUCUUACUGAAGAAAACUUCGUUCAAUCCCAUACACCAUUCAAACAACUUGUUGAAGAAUCUGAUACUGUGGAGAGUCUUAAGGACAAGACAGUUCUUGUUACUGGUGGAGAUGGAGACAAAUGUCGCAAGGUUGCAGAAAUGUAUGGAUUUACCAAAGUUGUGACUCCAGGUGACAUUCUCAUGGCUUAUCCAAGUAUUUGGCCCUUCAAUCAAAUCUUUAGCGAGUAUUACAACAAGGCUACCCGACCUCUUCCAGGACCCGUUGAUCUCGACAAUCCCUCCCAAUCCCUCAAGUUUGAUGCCGUUAUGAUCUUUAAUGAUCCACGUGAUUGGGCCUUGGAUACGCAAAUCGUACUUGAUCUUCUCCUGUCUGAAAAGGGCAUUCUGGGAACCUAUUCCUCAAAGAACGGCGACAGCUCACUCCCCAACAAUGGCUGGCAACAGGAUGGGCAACCAAAACUCUACUUCUCAAACCCGGAUCUCUUUUGGGCAACUAAUCACCACAUGCCUCGUCUCGGCCAAGGAGGUUUCCAGGCAUCUCUCGAAGGAGUUUGGAAUGCUACUACUGGUAGUGCAAAGCUCGAACGUACCGUCAUUGGCAAACCACAUCCAGCAACAUACAAGUAUGCGGAGCGUGUACUACACAAAUAUCGUACACAUAUGCUAGGCGGUCGUGGUGAGAUCAAGCGAAAGAUCCCACAUCUGAAGCGUGUCUUCAUGGUUGGCGAUAAUCCAGAGUCGGAUAUUCGCGGUGCUAACGAAUUCGAAUCAUCCCACGGCACAGACUGGACUUCCAUUCUGGUCAAGACCGGUGUAUAUAGAAGUGGCACGGUACCUGCUCAUAAGCCAGAGGUAAUCGUCGGAGAUGUUUACGAGGCUGUUAAGUGGGCUUUAGAACAGGAAGGUUGGCAUGCAGCUCUUGAUUGA